UCUUCUCUCUUAUCAUCUUCUCAAAUCAAACUUAGACAGACGUUUUUUUCCCCCCGGAAAAAUGGAAUCUCAAUUGCACCGCCAGCACGGGCAUCAUGGCUAUGAGGAAGAACCUGGACAUGUGGGGUUACGCUCUGUUGUAGCGGGAGAAGGUGAAGGCGAGCACCAUCCUGGAGAAAAGAAAUCGGUUCUGAAGAAGGUGAAAGAUAAGGCGAAGAAAAUAAAAGACACGAUUAAGAAGCACGGACAUGGUCACGAGCAUGGACAUGGACAAAGUUCUGAAGAGGAGGAAGAAGAUAAAGACGAAGAAAUGGUGGAUGAUCCUGAAGUCCAUGAUGCCCCAAUGUAUGAAUCAUCAGCCAUUAGGAUUACAGAUCUUGGACAAGGGAUCAGUCCAGGGCAAACUGGUGUCAAUUUGGAAAAACCGACUGAUACACGUGAGGAUCGGUUUGAUACAAAUGUAAGGGAUGAGGGAAUAACCAGGCCUUCUGCCUCUGGUGGAAUACGGGACAAUUUGGGGAUGACAACAGCCAUGGAGACGGAUGAGGCAAUGAAUAGUCCUUCUGCCCCGGGCGAAAUGCAGAACGAGGCAAUAAAUAGGUCUUCUGUACCGGACGACAUGGGGAGGGCAACUACCCGGACUUCCUUUGGUAAGGUUGAUGAUUCCCCUGUUAUGGGGAGGGAAGAAGCAAAUAUGAGGGUUAAAAUUGGACAGCCAGUAGGGUUGGAGGAGGAUCCUCAUUCUCCAAAGAACAUUCCUGAAGCAAUUCCACCUUCAAAUUAUCAGUCCAAAGUGGCUGAUCCAACAGGCACUGGGGGUAAGGAAGCAGAUGUUGGUCCACUUGUUCAUCAAUUCGACAAGAUGAAUGUUCAAGACCAAACCGGCCCGAAAUCAAAAUCAGAAUCAGAACAGAGAUUGUAUACAGGGAGCCAUAACCAGUUUGCUCCUCAGACAACACCAACCACAGACCAAUUUACUCCACAAUCCAAUACAAUUAGAACCGAAACAGGUUCAGAGAAUCCUGAAUCAACUCUGGAAAGGUUAGAUCCUAGCAAAAAGGAGGACUCACAGCCUGACACUUUGACUGGAAAAUUAUCAUAUGCAACCUCUGCAAUUGCUGAUAAGGCCAUUUCUGCCAAGAAUGUGGUAGUUUCAAAGCUUGGAUACGGUGGACAUGAGGAAGGCGGACAUGAAGAAAGCCGUGAUUCUCAGAAGCCCGUAUCAGAACCCACAAAGCCCGUAUCUGAAACAGCAUCAGAAUAUGCGCAUAGUGUAGCAGCGACCAUGACAGAGAAAUUGGCACCGGUUUAUCACAAAGUGGCGGAUGCUUCCAGCACAGUAAUAUCAAAAGUUCAGGGCAGUGGUAUUCAGGAUGAAGGCGGAGAGAGAGCAGCCCACCUAGGGAAUGAGGGUGCGGCCACUAAAGGAACUGAUAAGGGCCUUUCUGUCAAGGACUACUUGGCAGAGAAAUUUAGGCCUGGUGAUGAAGAUAAGGCAUUGUCAGAGGCUAUAUCGAGUGCACUCCAUAAGAAGAAGGGUGAAACUGGGAAGUCAGGGGAGGAGAAGCCAAUAGAGAAAGUGACUGAAUCGGAGCAACUGGCGAGGCGUUUAGGCACUGGUACUGAAAAUAAAAGAGAGGGCGAAGAUGCACUGAGUGCUGGGAAUGAAAGCAGAGGAACAGGCAUGGUGGAUAAGAUUAAAGAUGCUGUUGGUUCUUGGCUUGGCAAAAGUGAGGGAAUGAGAACUGCUAAGGAUUCACUUGGCCAAUCCCAUGUGAGUGAUACAAGUUCGGCUCCAACUCAAGGCAAUGAGCACCGCCAGGAAGUUUCAGGGCACCGGUAGUUGCAGGGAUCGAGCAACUGAUUCUGAAAGGCUUAUAUGCGUGUAAUUUGGAAGUUGAAGUUCUUCUUGGUUCUAUACUUUGUUCGUCUUGACUUUCUGUACAUAUAAAUGUUCUUUGUUUGCUUCAAUAAGAAGUGUAGUUAACCGUUAACGUUUUUGAAACGUUGGCAUGUAAUAUACAGGUUAGAUAAUAUGCGAACUCUUCACAGAUUCGUAUUGUUAUAUUCAAAUGUCUUGUUAUCUUUUAUCGUGAAGAGUUGAAAUAUAUUUCUUUUAAUUUUA
Messenger RNA from Olea europaea var. sylvestris, 2125 nucleotides. Its product is annotated as low-temperature-induced 65 kDa protein-like. Bases 62 to 1843 code for a protein of 593 amino acids. NCBI's taxonomy places the organism in Eukaryota, Viridiplantae, Streptophyta, Magnoliopsida, Lamiales, Oleaceae. Gene Ontology annotation, biological process: response to stress; response to abscisic acid. The record is from RefSeq and is a predicted model, not a curated record. The transcript is spliced from 5 exons.